AUGACAGAGCCCAGGGUGGUUGGGCUGAAAAGUCCGGAGCAGGCCGUUCCCAGACCUGCGCCAACAGGCCUUGAAGGCGAUGGAACUGUGCACGAUGCUGUAAGAGACCUCAUCGCCACCUAUCACGACCUAAACCCCACCACCAUCGAUGAACUCCACGAAGAACCCUCCCCCCUCGAAUUCUUGCGCUACGUCGCCCGCAAUCGUCCCUUUGUCGUCCGGAAAGGCGCAACUUCCUGGGCAUCUCACAAGAAGUGGAACGCCGCUUAUCUCUCGAGCAUCAUGGGCUCCAUUCCCGUCAACGUCGCAAUCACGCCGCAUGGAAAUGCAGAUUCCAUCCUGCACCUCUCGCCCACGCACGCCCUCUUCGUCAAGCCCUUCGAGACGGCCAUCCCCUUCUCCACCGCGCAAUCCCACAUCCAGAACCAAGAACUAGAUCCUGCGUGGAGUAAGCAUAACGCGACGUACUACCUGCAAACGCAAAACGACAAUCUGCGAGGCGAGUACGCGACGCUGUUCGCGGACGUUCCGGCGAGCAUAUCGUGGGCGCGCAUCGCGCUCGAGAACGACGCCGACGCCAUCAACUUCUGGCUCGGCAACAGCGGCAGCACGACGGCGCUGCACAAGGACAACUACGAGAACGUGUACGUGCAGGUGCUAGGGCAGAAGCACUUUGUGCUGCUUCCACCGGUCGAGGCGCCGUGUGUGAAUGAGAGGGCGGUGCUGGCGGCGACGUAUGCGUGUGGUGGGUCGCCAGAGUCAGAUGUCCUUCAGAAGGAGGAUAUGGUAGCGAAUAUUGACGGCGCAGGGGAGGGAGAGGAGGAAGCUUACGUCCCGUUUGCGACGUGGGACCCGGAUCAACCUGAGGAGCAUGCGACGCCGUUCUCGCGGUAUUCGCAGCCGCUGAGGGUGACGCUGGAGGAGGGCGACAUGCUGUAUCUGCCUGCGCUGUGGUAUCACAAGGUGAGCCAGAGCUGCAAUGCGGAGGGCUUGUGCUGCGCGGUGAAUUACUGGUAUGAUCUGGACUUUACUGGGGGGUUCUGGGCGAGCAGCUCGUUUGUGCGAGGUGUGGGGCUGCUUGAGGAGCAGAGAUGGAGGGAGGCGCAUGAGGAUACUGAGAAUGGCGCGAAGCAGGUGCGGGAAUCGACUUGGUUGUAG
Molecule: messenger RNA, 1158 nt
Organism: Paraphaeosphaeria sporulosa
Lineage: Eukaryota; Fungi; Ascomycota; Dothideomycetes; Pleosporales; Didymosphaeriaceae
Product: Clavaminate synthase-like protein
Exons: 3
Coding region: 1-1158 (385 amino acids)
Molecular function (GO): 2-oxoglutarate-dependent dioxygenase activity
Source: RefSeq, a predicted model, not a curated record